UGUAUUGUACGCAACUACAUGUUAUGAGUUACGCGGUCAUUGAAACGAGGCAUUUACCAGUGGGCGGGGGCGGUGCCGUGCUGGUGCUCAGCGAACUUGAAAGCAUGGCGGCCCGGCAGCAGCGGGAGAUCGCCCAGCAGCGCCGACUCCUCGAGCAGCGCGAGGCCCGGCUAGCCGUGCUCCGGGGCGCUCAGGAGCCGGCGCAGCAGGACAGACUGGCGAGGCUGAGGCACAGGCUGGACCAGCAACAGAGCAAGUUGAAUCGGUUGCGGCUGCUCAGGUCGCAGACCGAUGCCUCGCGCGCCAACAAUGCCACCCUCACAUCCGACCUGGACUGCAUAAGGGCCCUGUUCAACGAGAAGGAGAAGGAGCUGUCUCUGGCGGUGGCUAAGGUGGAAGAGCUGACGCGACAACUCGAGGAGCUCAGGGGUAGGCACGGACAGCCCGGGCAGCCGGGCCACCUCGGCACGCCCGCCAGCGCCGAGCUCGAGAAGCUCAGGAGGGAGCUGCUCUACCGGAACAAAAUGAACGAGCAGCAGAACCAAGUGGUGUCGCAGCAGCGGCUGGCACUGGUGCAGCGCCAGGCUGAAAUGGCCUCGAUAGACGCGCGGAUAGCCCAGCUACAGGGUCGGUUGCAGAGGAAGCGCGCCCUCAACCAGCGCCUCAGUCAGCAGCUCGUACAGCAGAACAACAACAACAACAACAACAACAACAACAACAUCAACAACAACAACAACAACAACAACAACAACAAUAAUAUCAUUCGGAACAACUUGAACAAUCCGGGGAGUACGAUAAAGGGAUCCGCGACGACGGCGACGACGGUUGGCAAUAGUCCGGGUAAGCUGGACUUUGGUGGGGCGGUUUUAAUGGGCAAGCCCCGGCCGGUGGGCAACAUAGCGGCUAUCGAGCCCUACUCGCACAUACCGUGCAACGACAACGACUUUACCAUCAACAAGAACGAUCCCAAGUACCAGACUCUGCCCUACAAUACCAAGUUCACGGUUAACUUCAAGACGACCGAGGACGACGUCAACAAGAACAACAACAACAAGGUACAGCAUAGCGCCAGCGCGUCACAGAUCGCCCAGAGACCGGUCAAUCUGCAGCAGCAACAACAGUUUGGACAUCAGAUCGCCCACAGCCAGUCCCAGUCGCAUAUUCAAGGUCAAUCCCAGCCCUUGAACAACCAGAUGACGCAGCAGCAGCACCAGAGUCCCCAGAUCCUAAACAACAGCAUCAACAAUAAUAACAGCGUGAACAACAACAACAACAACCUGAACAACAGUAUGAACAACAGUAUGAACAACAACAAUAACAACACUGACAAUCACAGUGUGCAAGUCGAGGGCGGUCAGAACAGUCCCGUGCAGAACCUGAGGCUGGUCUCGCAGCACCAGCAGCAACACUCGAGUCCCCAACAGAAGCAAACAUUUCUUCAGCAGCAGCAUGGGAGCGUGUCGUCGUCAGGGUCCCCAUCGUCUGCAGCUGCAGCCCAAGGUGGAGGUGGAGCGAACCUCAGGCCGCAGAAGCCCGUGUCCAGCGUCGCGCCGAGCUUUCCCGUCAAAUCGCCCAUCUACCAGACCUCCUCCACCAAGAUUCAUCCAGUUAUGCCCCAGACCCUCAGCCUCAUCGGCCGCGGUCAUCCGGCGACUCAGUCUUCCUACUCGCCAAGCUCUGGUGCGCAAAAUCAAAACCCUCGAGCAGAUUUGAACGCAGGCAUGGGAGUUGGGCUGCAAAACGGCCAGCAACAACAACAGCAACAGCAGAGUAUCGUUUCUACCGUAGUGUCUGCAUAUCAGUCGCAAAACUCGCCGAAUCUGCCAGCGAGUAGUGGCCCCGUGUUCACCGGAUACGCGUACGGUCAAGCGACGCAACAGAGUCUCGACGAACGGCUCAAGAUACCCGACAAACUACCUGGAAUCGAUCAGUCGCAGUUGCAGCAGCAGCAAGUUAAGUACGAGACGCACGGCCAGCCGAUCAAGCUCUACGACCAGUCGGCGCCCGUUAAACUCGAGCAGACGUCGAAACUGCAGCAGCAGCAACAACAACAACAACAACAAAUCGAGCACAUAGCCGCCCAGCCGUACAAGCCCGAACAGAGCCAAACAAAGUUCGAGCAUCUCGCUGCCAGGUACGAGCAGCAGCAAGCGUCGCAGCAUCCGCCGAAACUCGAGCCGCCGACUAAGCUGCCGGAAAAGCCGUUCGAGUACGAGAGGAAGCCCCCGAGCGGGGCGAUAUCCAGCGAGCUGAAGCCCGAGCUGCCCUUCGACAAAACGAAGCCAGCCCUGCCUCCGAAGCCCACCAAACCGAAUCCCCCGCCCCGGCUGACUCAGCACCACGAGAAGCUCGAGCCCAGUGCCGAAAUUGGUGACGUCAAGCCCGGUGUUAGCCUGCCCUCGAGAGCUGAAAAGGAAGAGGACACGAUUCCGCCGAUUCCUACGUCCGAGCCGCCAGACUCGCCGACCGAUCCCACGCAGCAGCAGCAGCAGCAGCAGCAGUUACUCCACCAGGUGAUAAAGGCCCGGCCGUUGGGCUUGAAAAAGACGCCGCUCUCGGAGCAGCCGAAGCUCCGCUACGCGAAAUCCAACGUGCACGUGUCGAUAAACCGGCGCAUCGAGAUGCCCCCUGCCUUCCUAUUCCCCGAAACCGAGAUUCCUGCGGAUCUUAUGCAAACGGAUCAACAACAGCAACAGCUCGACGUCACGGAUAACAGUUCGUUGAAGAGGCUGAUCGUUAGUCCGGUGUCGAACGACGAGAUCUGCAACGAGAAGCUCGAGGACUCGGACAUUGUCGACGCGCUCAACGUCAUCAACAUCGAGGACCAUCACAACAAGCUAAAAUCCGAGACGAUCGAGAUCGAGGGCGGUGGUAAGCCAGCGGCGGACGUGAUAAGGCGCAAGAAGGGCAAUCUCAAGUCCACGACGGGCAAGGUCAAUUUAUCGAGGCGGGUCAGCUUCGACCCGCUGGCGCUGCUCCUCGAUGCUAGUCUCGAGGGCGAGCUCGAGCUCGUCAAGAAGACAGCCAAAGAGGUGGCUAACCCGAGCUCCGCCAACGACGAGGGCAUCACCGCGCUUCACAACGCCAUUUGCGCUGGCCAUCUCGAGAUCGUCAAGUUCCUCGUUGAGUUUGGCUGCGACGUCAAUGCCCAGGACAGCGACGGAUGGACACCGCUACACUGCGCCGCGAGUUGCAAUAACUUGGCGAUGGUGAGGUUCUUGGUGGAGCACGGGGCCUGUAUUUUCGCGACCACGUUGUCGGACCACGAGACCGCGGCGGAAAAGUGCGAAGAGGACGAGGAGGGUUUCGACGGAUGUUCCGAAUAUUUGUACAGUGUUCAAGAAAAACUUGGGAUCAUGAACAACGGGCAAGUUUACGCUGUGUUUGACUACGAGGCUCAGCAUAGCGACGAACUUACAUUGAAAAACGGCGAUUCCUUGGUGAUCCUGCGGAAAGGUGAUGACAACGAGAGGGAAUGGUGGUGGAGCAAGUUGGGCCAUCGGGAGGGUUACGUUCCUCGGAAUUUACUAGGCCUAUAUCCAAGAGUGCAACCAGCUAAAAUCAAUGAAUUUUAAAAUUCUGAAUACAAAUUUAAUUUUUAAUGAUACUGGUGAUACGUGACACGAAUCACGUCACGUUUUCGUACGGACCCUUGAUCACUGUAUAAAUCUUUUAUGCGAUCGUUUUCUAUAUGCUUUUUUUUAAUUUAUCUUGUUUUUUAUUAUCAAUCGACUAUCGGACGGAGAUUGAUAAUGCAUUAAGGUAUAUCUCGUAGGCAACGUUCAACGUACAUUAAGGUAUUUUUCAACGUACAAUGAAAGAAAAUUCAAGCAAUCGAAAGCAAGCUAUGGGAAGAAGAAAUCAUCACAUUAUCUUCGCACGUUUUUUGUACAUAUUUAAAUAUCGAUCGAUUAUAGCAAUAAUUUUUAGUUAGCGCAACACCACACAGCGGAAUUCGUCUAAACUGCGUUCGUAUCUAUGGAUAUGGUAUGUAAUAUAUAUAAAAAACGAGAGUAUUGAAGGAAGAAAUUGUAUUUGGAAAAGUCCUUUUUUUAUUGUAUAUUUGUUGAAAUCAGUUGGGUAGCUAUGUCGGUAGGACGGAUAGUUCACAAUCAAGUAUAUAUACAUUAUAAAUCCAAGUCCUACUCUUAAUCCGACAAUAGGAUUGUAAUAUCGUGCGACUUUUCAUGAAUGGAUUGUAUUUGUUUUAUUGACUCGACGGAUUCCACUGUGCGGUAUUUUAUGCUCCCAAAGAAAGAGUGGAGUACAAGAAAUUAUGUUGUAUGUACUUAAAUUAAAAAUAAAAAUAUAUAUAUA
Copidosoma floridanum is the source of this 4317-nucleotide messenger RNA. RefSeq names its product Ankyrin-repeat, SH3-domain, and Proline-rich-region containing Protein. Gene Ontology annotation, cellular component: nucleus. The record is from RefSeq and is a predicted model, not a curated record. Gene Ontology annotation, biological process: regulation of apoptotic process. Gene Ontology annotation, molecular function: p53 binding. Lineage: Eukaryota; Metazoa; Arthropoda; Insecta; Hymenoptera; Encyrtidae.